AUGAUACUGAGACGGAAACGACCGGCUUCCAUCUGCAACUCUGCCGGCAGAGUCACAGCACAGCUCCUGUUGUCGUUCCUUGCCGUAUCCGCCUCUCCAGCGGCUGCUACCUUCGCAAACGCAGAUCCCAUCUUCCCAGAGGUCCCUGGUUUAUCACCCUUGCUACCAGAGCCUCAACAGCCGGCAGAGCAUACCUUCACGCUCCGCCACAUCCUCCACCACGGAACCUAUCGGCACCCCGGCCUUCACCGGAGAAGGGAUAUAACACUACCAGAUACCGAGGUUUGGCUUUCGAGCGAGGACGAACAUGUCUCGGAGCGGAUCACGCCCCUGAAGGCGAAGAGCCGAGCUCGGAAGAUAGAGCGGAUGGUCGACAGACGACCAAGCACUGUGGAUCCGUUGGUUGCCGAAGCCCGGCAGCGAGGCUAUGUCCUUGCCAGUUCGCCAUCCGCCUGGACUAUCGAUGAAGUUCCGGGACCCGAUGUGACCGACAAGGAGACCGUUUUGUCUAUGGCCCUGAUUGCAGCGAAUGCCUACGUCGAAAACUCCGAGCUACCCGACUGGAAUGAAGUCGGCGAGCCCUUCAAUAGAAGUGCUGACUUUGGUUGGGAAAGUGAUGGAUUACGGGGCCAUAUCUGGGGUGACGAGUCAAACUCGACUAUCGUCAUCGGUCUCAAGGGAACCUCACCUGCCGUCUUUGAUGGAGAAGGCACGACUACCAACGACAAGGUCAACGAUAACCUCUUCUUCAGCUGCUGCUGUGCUCAGCAGGGCCAAUGGUCGUGGCAUCAGGUCUGCGAUUGCGCCACAGGCACGUACAGCUGCAACAACACGUGUGUGACCAAGGCCCUACGUGAAGAGAAUCGUUACUAUCAGGCUGCCAGAGAACUUUAUGCCAACGUUACAGAACUCUACCCAGAUUCGAACAUUUGGGUGUCUGGGCAUUCUCUAGGCGGAGCAGUCAGCUCGUUUCUUGGCCUCACCUAUGGCAUUCCCGUGGUCACUUUCGAAGCCGUCCCAGAAGCAUUGCCUGCUGGACGAUUAGGACUUCCAGUUCCACCGCAUGCUGAUCCUAACUUCCCCCAAACCCGCGAAUACUCGGGGGCGUCCCAUUUUGGGCACACGGCAGAUCCUAUUUACAUUGGAACCUGCAAUGGAGCAACCGCCUCGUGUUCUUUCGCAGGAUAUGCUCUGGAAUCGGCUUGCCACACUGGCUACGAAUGUGUUUACGACACUGUAGCAGAUCAUGGUUGGAGAGUAGGCAUUGGUACCCACAAGAUCCGAUCCGUGAUCAACGAUGUCAUCAAGAAGUACGAUGAUGUCCCAGAGUGCAAAUUCACUCCAGAAUGUCGAGAUUGCGCAAACUGGAAGAUGUACGAGAGCAACAGCACAGGUUCGACUACUUCAUCCAGCAGCUCGACUUCAUCGAAAACACGGACCCGGACGGCGACCUGCGAAACCCCUGGAUGGUGGGGAUGUCUGGAUGAAUCAACGACCACAGACGUGACGACAACAUCGACCAGUAGCAGUUCAACCUUGACCUGCAAGACGCCUGGUUGGUUUGGCUGCAAAGAUGAGACCACUACAACCAGCAGCGUCACUACAACCUCAAACACCUCGGCCGUUACAACUACCUCUUCUCCCACCAGCACCACUACUUGCGAGUCUCCAGGUUGGUGGGGUUGCAAGGACAUAACCACUACCACUGCCACAAGUUCUGCGACGCAGACUCAUCUAAUCACCUCACCCCCAUCUAUGCCAACGACCACUUCUAUAACAGAACCUCGCCCGGAGCCGACGGAACCUGCCAAAACUCAUUGUGCGCAUCGAAACUGGGUUGGCCAAUGCAAGGAGUGGAAACAGGACGGUGGCGAGAAUUCGAUCGGGGAGAACGAUGAGAUAUAG
Anthostomella pinea is the source of this 1905-nucleotide messenger RNA. The record is from the annotation of a GenBank genome assembly. NCBI's taxonomy places the organism in Eukaryota, Fungi, Ascomycota, Sordariomycetes, Xylariales, Xylariaceae.